AAGCCUCAAGUGGGAGGAGAAAUGCAAAUCUCCUACUGAUGAUGAUGUCAGCGGCUUUGUACUGGGGACUAGAAGGGCAAUUCUGACUUUGGACUUGAGCACUGCCUGGAACCUGGGCUGAGAGAGGGCCAGCAUGUCUCAAUGGAAUCAAGUUCAACAGUUAGAAAUCAAGUUUUUGGAGCAAGUAGAUCAAUUCUAUGAUGACAACUUUCCCAUGGAAAUUCGACAUCUGCUGGCCCAGUGGAUUGAAAAUCAAGACUGGGAGGCAGCUUCUAACAAUGAAACCAUGGCAACAAUUCUUCUUCAAAACUUGCUAAUACAACUGGAUGAACAGUUAGGUCGCGUUUCCAAAGAGAAAAACCUGCUCUUGAUACACAAUCUAAAAAGAAUUAGGAAAGUCCUUCAGGGAAAAUUUCAUGGAAAUCCAAUGCAUGUAGCUGUGGUUAUUUCAAAUUGUUUAAGGGAAGAGAGGAGAAUAUUAGCUGCAGCCAACAUGCCUGUCCAGGGACCCCUGGAGAAAUCUUUACAAAGUUCUUCGGUUUCAGAAAGACAGAGGAAUGUGGAGCACAAAGUGGCUGCCAUUAAAAACAGUGUUCAGAUGACAGAACAAGACACUAAAUACUUAGAAGACCUGCAAGACGAAUUUGACUAUAGAUAUAAAACAAUUCAGACAAUGGAUCAGGUGGACAAGAACAGUGUCCUGAUAAAUCAGGAAUUCUUGACUCUGCAAGAAAUGCUUAACAGCCUUGACUUCAAGAGAAAGGAAACCCUUAGUAAGAUGACGCAGAUAAUCAAUGAAACGGACUUGUUAAUGAACAGCAUGCUGAUAGAUGAGCUGCAAGAUUGGAAGAGGCGGCAGCAAAUUGCCUGCAUCGGAGGUCCACUCCAUAAUGGGCUCGACCAGCUUCAAAACUGCUUUACACUGUUGGCAGAAAGUCUUUUCCAACUCAGAAGGCAACUGGAGAAAUUAGAGGAGCAAUCUACCAAAAUGACUUAUGAAGGUGAUCCCAUCCCACAGCAAAGAACACACCUGCUAGAAAGAGUCACCUUUUUGCUCUACAAUCUUUUCAAGAACUCCUUUGUGGUUGAACGGCAGCCAUGCAUGCCAACCCACCCUCAGAGGCCAAUGGUACUAAAAACCCUCAUUCAGUUCACUGUAAAGCUAAGGCUACUAAUAAAGUUGCCAGAGCUAAACUAUCAGGUAAAGGUUAAAGCAUCAAUUGACAAGAAUGUUUCAACUCUAAGCAAUCGAAGAUUUGUUCUCUGUGGAACUCAUGUCAAAGCCAUGUCCAUUGAAGAAUCUUCUAAUGGAAGUCUCUCAGUGGAAUUUCGACAUUUGCAACCAAAGGAAAUGAAAUCCAGUGCUGGAAGCAAAGGAAAUGAGGGCUCUCACAUGGUGACUGAAGAGCUUCAUUCCAUAACCUUCGAAACACAGAUCUGCCUCUAUGGCCUGACCAUAGAUUUGGAAACCAACUCAUUACCUGUGGUGAUGAUUUCCAAUGUCAGUCAGUUACCUAAUGCUUGGGCAUCCAUCAUUUGGUACAAUGUGUCAACCAACGAUUCCCAGAACUUGGUUUUCUUUAAUAACCCUCCAUCCGCCACUUUGAGUCAGCUCCUGGAGGUGAUGAGCUGGCAGUUUUCGUCAUAUGUUGGUCGUGGUCUUAAUUCAGAUCAACUCAAUAUGCUGGCAGAGAAGCUUACAGUCCUAUGUAGCUACAGUGAUGGUCACCUCACCUGGGCCAAGUUCUGCAAGGAACAUUUACCUGGCAAAUCAUUUACCUUUUGGAUAUGGCUUGAAGCAAUAUUGGAUCUAAUUAAAAAACACAUUCUCCCCCUUUGGAUUGAUGGGUAUAUCAUGGGCUUUGUUAGUAAAGAGAAGGAACGGCUCUUGCUAAAGGACAAAAUGCCCGGAACCUUUUUAUUAAGAUUCAGUGAAAGCCACCUUGGAGGAAUAACUUUCACCUGGGUGGACCAUUCUGAAAGUGGAGAAGUGAGAUUCCACUCUGUGGAACCGUACAAUAAAGGCCGGUUGUCUGCUCUGCCAUUCGCUGACAUCCUCCGAGACUAUAAGGUUAUUAUGGCUGAAAACAUUCCAGAAAACCCACUGAAGUACCUAUAUCCUGACAUUCCCAAAGACAAAGCCUUUGGUAAACACUACAGCUCCCAGCCAUGUGAAGUUUCCAGACCAACAGAAAGGGGAGACAAAGGUUAUGUUCCUUCUGUUUUUAUCCCCAUCUCGACAAUCCGAAGUGAUUCAACUGAGCCACAUUCUCCAUCAGAUCUUCUUCCCAUGUCUCCAAGUGUUUAUGCAGUGCUGAGAGAAAACCUGAGUCCCUCAACAAUCGAAACUGCAAUGAAGUCUCCAUAUUCUGCUGAAUGACAGAAUAAACUCUGACACUCAAAAGAAGGAAGCCAAUGAAAAAGUUUAAAGACUGAUCUUUACCAACAACCAAAUCAUGUUUCUUCAGCUUUGUAAAUACCGGGUUUCCAGGAAAUGGUUGAAGCCUGAAGCUCUCCUGUCACUGACAAAGCACCCCCAUUUGGGAGUGUCAUGAUUGAAAUGCCAAAUACCAAAGCUUCAGAUAAACUUGUGAGAUAAGAUCACUUUAAGAAACCAGUGUUAAUAUCAAUAUAACUAUUCACAGGAGACUCCUUUGUAUGUGUCUGUUUCAUUUCUGAUUGGGUUUCUUAGGUGUUACGUAUGAAUUUGAUUCUAGGAGGUAUGUGUUAAGAUUUUAGGAUAGGUUAAAAAUAGCAAAGCCAUACCUUCAUUACUCAACCAGCAGGAAAGCCUAAGGAAACACCCAAAUAAGCCAAUGUCCUGAGUUCUGGCAGGUAUGAGUCAUCAUGUUAGAUCCAAGAUGGAAGUAAUGAUAGGGCAGCAACAGCAGCAAAUCACAAAGCUUCCAGGGGUGAAUUAUGAAGCCUCCUGAUUGCCAUGUCAACACUGUCCCAAUGAAACACUACAGGGCUCAGAGCUGCUGGUGCCAUCACCAGGGAUGCCUCUCCUAAUAGAAGGAGGUAUCCAGAGUACCCCUUGGUGGUGUGUAGGGGAAACUGAAAGGAGACCAAAACCAAAGCAGGUGUCUUAGUCAUCUAGUGCUGCUAUAACCCAAAUACCACAAGUGGAUGGUUAGAAGUCCAAAUUCAGGGCAUCAGCCUUCCAGAGGAAGGCUUUCUCUCUUUGGCAUCUCCAGAGGAAGGUCCUUCUCAUCAAUAUUUCCCUGGAAUAGGAGCUCCUGCAUGUAGGAACCCACAGUUCAAAGGACAUGCUCUGCUUCCAGUGCUACUCUCUUGGUAGCAUGAGGUCCCCCACUCUCUGCUUGCUUCCCUUUUGUCUAUUGUGAGAUAAAAGGUGGUACAGGCCACACCCCAGCGAAGCUCCCUUUACUUUGGAUCAGGGAUGCUGCCUGGGUAAGGGUGGUGUUACAAUUCCACCCUAAUCCUCUUUAACAUAAAAUUACAAUCACAAAAUGGCGGACAACCACAGACUACUGGGAAUCAUGGCCUAACCAAGUUGAUACACACAUUUUUGAGGGGGACAUAAUUCAAUCCAUGACAUUCCACCCUUUGGCCCCCAAAAAAUCACAUCCUUGCAACAGGCAAAACAUAUUCAUCCCAUCAUAUCAUAGCAAAAGUCUUAACUCCAAGUCGAAAAUUCAAAAAUUCCUCUUCACCUGUGAAAUCUAGAGUACAAGAUACCUGCUUCCAAAGGUAUAAUGGCAGAACAGGCAUAAGCUAGACAUUUCCAUUAAAAAUGGGAAAAACUGGAGGAAAAGAAGUGUUAACAGGCACCAAGCAAGUCAGCAGAACACAUUACAUUAGCCCUCAAGGCUUUGAAAAUAAUCCUCUGUUCUAUGAGACAAUUUACACGAUGGCCCAGCCCUCCAAACUCUAGGUAUUGGCCACACUCUCCAGAUUCUAAGCGGAGGGGCCUGGGCUUCAGCUCUGCCUUCCAGGCCAACUGAGACAGCAACUCUGCUCCCUUGGCUUUAGGCACACCAUUCUACUGGUCCAUCUAACUGGCAACUCCACCCUUGGAAACACUAGAAGCCAUGGAUCCACCCUGUGAAAUCCCUGAGGUCAUGGCUAUACCUUUUGAGACUGAGGCAGCUUGGCUUCUUGUGUUCCAAGUCUCUUCAGCUUCUGCUUCCUGGUUUCUUGGCCUCUCAGCUCCUCGGGCCUCACACCUGCACCUGCCCUGCUGGGACAAGUGUUCCAAAGCUCUGUAGCUCCACCAAUAAGUGCCUAGACACACCUGCUCCACCAGGAAGGCUCCUGUGCACAGGCGCUCAGCUCUCUUGCCCCGUGGGUCAGCUCCAGAACUGUCUGGUGCUGGUCUCUUGGUUCUGCUGCUGCUGGUUCUCUGCCACUGCUGCUUCUGUCUCCAUUCACAGUUUCAAAAUUGCUUCCACAUUUUAGGUAUCUGUUAAAGCACCACCCCACUCCUGGUACCAAAUUCUGUCUUAGUCAUCUAGUGCUGCUAUAACAGAAAUACCACAAGUGGAUGGCUUUAACAAAGAGAAAUUUAUUUCCUCACACUGAAGUAAGCUAAAAGUCCAAACUCAGGGUGUCAGCUCCAGGGGUAGUCCUUCUCUCUCUGUUGGCCUUCUCAUCAAUCUUUUUUGGGGGGACAUAAUUCAAUCCAUGACACCAGGUGUUUUCAAGUUGAUUCCAACUCAUGGUGACCCCAUGUGUUGCAGAGUAGAAAUGUGUUCCACAGGGUUUUCAAGGCUGUUCCUUUUGGAAGCAGGUUGCCAGGCCAUUCCUCAGAGGCACCUCUGGGUAUGUUUCAAUCACCAAUUUUUCAAUUAGCAGUCAACUGCUUAACAAUUUGCACUACCCUCGUGAGUAAAAAUCUCAUAGAAAUAAGAACUGAGAAGGGAAUAACAACUCUGGCCUUGGGUGAGCAAUUUCAUCCCUGAGCCACUUACUUUUCAUCUCUAGAAGAGAUUGGAAUAGGUGAACUCUAUGGUCCUUUGUGGAAACCCUGGUGGCGUAGUGGUUAAGAGUUAUGGCUGCUAACCAAAAGAUCGGCAGUUUGAAUCCACCAGGUGCUCCCUGGAACUUGGGGCACUUCUACUUUGUCCUAUAGGGUCACUGUGAGUCAGAAUUGACUCAACAGCAAUGGAUUUGGUUUGGUUUAUGGUCCUUUCCGGAGGCCUGGUGGUACAGUGGUUAAGAGCUCAGCUGCUAACCAGAAGGUCAGCAGUUCAAAUCUACCAGCUACUCCUUAGAAACCCUAUGAGGGCAGUUCUACUCUGUUCUAUAGGGUCACUAUGAGUUGGAAUUGACUCAGUGGCAAUGGGUUUGAUUGAUGGUCCUUUCCAGCUCUAAUAGUCUAUGGUCCCAUGAAUCCAAUCUGAGCCUAGGGAAAGGGUUUAGGCUGACAAGUGUCAUCCCUUCAGUUUUCUCUGGUGAUGAAGGAGGGGGGAACAGUGUAUUGGAUGGUAACGCAGGUCUUUAUUGGACCUUCCUUCACCCCAGCGAUUUGCUUAGUGG
This is a messenger RNA of Loxodonta africana (African savanna elephant), 5502 nucleotides long. RefSeq names its product signal transducer and activator of transcription 4 (gene STAT4). The transcript has 24 exons. The record is from RefSeq and is a predicted model, not a curated record. Gene Ontology annotation, biological process: regulation of transcription by RNA polymerase II; defense response; response to peptide hormone. Gene Ontology annotation, molecular function: RNA polymerase II cis-regulatory region sequence-specific DNA binding; DNA-binding transcription factor activity, RNA polymerase II-specific. Bases 134 to 2380 code for a protein of 748 amino acids. Lineage: Eukaryota; Metazoa; Chordata; Mammalia; Proboscidea; Elephantidae.